AUGAAAUAUGGCGGAUAUGCGAAUGCGCCUAAGCGCGAUUGGUUAGUUUUUGAAAUGGCCGUUGCUAGAUUUCGUGUCAGUGCAGUGUGUUUUCGACUCGAAUGUUUACUUAUUCCAAUCAAUCGCCUCUUAAAUUGUUAUUUAAAUAAUGUAAACGCGUAAGUGUAGCUCGUAAAAGAUGUCUAUCAACGUGACGGUUACCGGGAACCCAAUCAGCAUACGUCGGGGUAAAAUGGCUCUCUCGGAUUUCGAGAAAAUGCGCAAAAGCGAGAGGGAGCAUCGGAAGAGGUUACGAUUGGAACAGGUAAACGAACAGUCGAGAGCCCUUGCAAAAAAGAUACUCGAGCGAACGAGACAAAUAGAGCAAGAGCAACUUGACCGUCUUGAGAAAAAUGGAAAUACGCAGAUGAGAAGGGAGCAUGAAAGAAGGUUGUUAGAAAUUCAAAAAAGAUACCACGAUCUGGAAAAUAUUGGUUACGCUCAUGAAAAUGCAGCUCGUCAGCCGGAUACAGAAAGUUUGAAAAAAGCAGAAGAACAGAGGAAUCAAGCAGUGGCAAGGGAAAGAGGAGCUAGUGCUUUGCAGCAGUUGCAAGAAACGUACAAAGUAGCAAGUCCAAAAAGUAAACAGAAAGAGAGGUUAGCCAAAGUUAGAAACUUAGAAAAUCAACGUUCACAAAUGGUGUCUCAUCUACCACAAAAAUCCUACCCAGUGAAUGGUUCAUCUGAUUCUUUGGACAAUGAAAAUAUUACGAAACCCACAACGUCUACAUCCAUACAAAAAAAAGCAAAGUGUCUAGUCUCAAAGAAAACACCCAUCAAAAAAACACCAAAACACUCCAAGGUACCCUCGAGUCAUACAAAAACACCUCCUCAUAUAUCUGUAUCCGUGAAUAAUGAACGUACUGAACAGACACCAACUACAGCAACACUUUUUACUACAAAAACUAAACCUAAUAGUCCAAGUAAAUUAAGCAAGGAUCCUAAAACAGUUUCAAAUGCAAUACAAGAAUUAAGUAGAGGUAGCAUAUGUGAAUCUGAUGACAAUGAACCCCGUAGAACGGUGCCUGUUACAAGCACAGUUUCUAAUAAACCAGAAAGACUCCUCAGGUAUACAGAACACUAUGAGGAUGGUUCUUCUGAAGUAAGUAGUACUUCUAGAUCAUCCUCCUCUAUAAGCGAAGAUUCUUCUUAUUUUUCCGACAACACUUCGAAAGUUACCGCGGUUAGAAAAACGCCUAGACAUGUUAAAUCUCCCAUUUCGAGUAAAGUUAGUGUAUAUGACCAUAAUACGCGGCAUCAAAAAAUAUGUGAAAGACCUUCUGGUUUAGUAGAAAGAUUAAAUAUUAAGAAUAAGCCAACCGCUGACGAAAUGGCUCAAGAUAUUAUUCAAUUGGAAAAAAAUGAAUCUGAAGUUCUUGCUAAUCAAAAGGAAUGUUCAAAACAAAGAAGUCAAGACGCCUUGCUUCGAGAAAAAGCCAGACGAGAUUACCAAGCUCUCAUGAAACAACUUGAUCAACUUGCUAAAGAAGAAAGAAGACUUAGAGCAACUCAAGCUUCAGACGCUGCUAAUCAACAGGUACCUGCACCAUCUAAAAAUAAAGAAAAUCUUAAAAAGCACCAGAAAAAGAUGGAUCGAGCUUUCGAAAAUAUUCUUCGUACGUCGCGUGAACCAGAGAAUACUAACGAGAUAAUUGAAAGAUCUAUAACUCUUACACCUCACGACUACAUACAUUCCAAUACUACGCCGGCAACUGCAUGGAAAGAGCCGUGUCGUCCUGAUAGAAAAGAGCAAGAGGAAAGUUAUUCCGAAGAUGACAAUGAUUUUACGCGCAAAAGAAAAAUUUCCGAAUUGUUGAUAAAAAUUGAAAAGUUAAAAAGAAGUCUUUUGCAAGAAUACGGAGCCAAUUUACCGGACGAUAUUUUUAACGCAAGUUUAAAGUCUCUUUUUAAUCAAACGUCAACUUCAACCAGUCAAGAAAGAGUGGCACAAAAUACAUCAAAAUUAAUUCCAGCGCCUGAAAUUCAAGUAAUUAACAUGUCCAGCUGUGAUGAAGCUGCUAAACCUGUCCGUAAAUACACCUGCAAAAUGCCGAGAAAUAAGAAAACUCCCGAGAGUAAUCUAACUUCGAAAGAUUCACCAAAAUCAGCCGAUAAAAGCACGAUGGUCACUCGAGAUCAGGAAGUACAGGUUGAACUAAGCAAUGAUCAGACUCCAAAUCAAGUUCUGAGCUAUCCCUUAGAACCAGCUGUUACAAUUGUAACUCCUGAAAAUGGAAAUUCUAGUAGUAGCAUCUGCAGCAGUGAUUCCUCUACCGCCACCGACUUGGUGAUAGACGUCAGUAAAAGAGACGUAACUGUAGUCAAAUCAAAAGAGAACAAUAUGAACAUCUUGAAAGAUACUUCGAAAGUUUCGUCUUCUAAAUCGUUUAAACAUUCAGCUACGAAGAUGCCGGUGAAAAUUUCUUUCGAGCAGAGCAGCGGCAUGGGUGCCAUUGAAGUAGCGAGUGUUCUCAUUGACCCAUGUACAAAAAAGAUUACUGUAUUAAAACCAGAGCGAAGAAAUGCAUCAAAACAAUCAACGGAUUCCAAAAAGUCACAGUCCUUGCCAGGCAGUAGAGUAACGUCACCGUCCAAAAAGCACUCGACGUCAGCACCACCUUCUCAACAGUCGAGUCCCAAGGCAACUCUACCGCAAUCGCGUCCUGCCAAACGCUCGGAAAAGUGCGGCACCAAGACCGAAGAAAAGAGGUAUCGAACCCAGAUCACACAGGUUUCGAUAGACUCUAGUACUGAGAGCUCGCAGUUCAAUUCUUUUUCCGAUUCUGGCAACGGCAAAUCCUAUUCCAGGUUUCGCGCGACGGCGACCAGUCGCAUGAUCAGUCAGCUGCAAGACCACUCGGAUACCUCGACUACCUAUGCAAGUCCUCCAACGGCUGUCGCUGGUGCACUGCUCAAUGCUAUGAGCAGCAGCACGUCUAUUCUAGAGUUGCUCGACUCCUCGGCCAACGAAACGAUCAAACGAAAGAUGUCAGAAGUGAGCCCUGUUUCCUCACCCGAAACGCCUUCGCCGCGUACAACGAUGAUACCGUCAAAUAUACCCCGAAAUGGUAAAGUAAACAAAAGUUUGAAAUUCAUAUCCUUGGCCAAUAUGCAGGCAAAGUCGAGCCAGGGUAGCGUUAUCAAGAGUGCCAAAACGAGUUGCUCAGUGUCCAGAGACCGGGCAACGAGUACGAGGCCAUCAAGACAGAUGAGGCAGAUGCAUCCGUGCACGUGUAAGAAUCCGGAGUGUAAGCUGUUCCAUGACAAAAUAGAGGACACUCAGGAUUACGCGUUGAAGCACUGCCCCGAGGUACUGAAAAAGUACGAGGAUUUACAGAACGUGUGUACAGAACGCAUCGCUUCAUUGACGGAUUUGAUUGAAAAAGUGCGCAACGAACAGAAGGAACUAUCCACAGUGACAAACGAAGACACGGCAGUUCAUCCCUCAAGUCAGACGCUCCGACAUUCUCAGACAUCGGUCGACAAUGGCAACGCGAGCUUAUUGGUAAGAAAUGUCCAAUCCAUUCAUGCUCAACUGAAGAAAACUCUAUUGGAAUCACAGAAGCUCAUCUCGGGCGAGGGUCUCGAUUUACCUCAUCUCCCGAUACCCUUCAGAAACAUUGAGAAAUCGCCGUCAAUAAGCAUGGACCUUUCUAGAAAUACUACUCCAAGUGAGAGUCUUACAGAGGCUGUGGAGCAGCCAAAGAGAUGCCCAGAAACAGCGUCAACCUCUGGCAAGCCUAGAAUUUUGAAUAACGAGCGAGUGAACAUUCGACUUGAUCGGUUCAUAAGCAAUCAAGCCUCGGGAAGCGCGUUCAAUGGUAGACGUACUAGCAAGGCGAUGACCACGGUGAUGUCUAGCACGGUGAAAGAAGCUCCUGAUCAGGGCGAACAUAUGGUCGAGAUGCUGCAGAACGAGAUACUUGAGCAAAGUAAAAGCAUAAAUAAGUCUGUACCCGCUGAUAGCUUGAAAGAUUCUGAUGAUUCCUUUUUGAAAUCAAGUCAAGCACCUGUGAAGGAUUCAGGCGAGUCAAAUCGUAAUUUCGCAGUUGAUGGCCAGUCUGAUGAUAAAAAUCAAGAGGGAAAUUCCGAGGUUUGUGAUAACGAUUUCGUCCCUCUGCUCGCUGGUAUACCAAAAAUUCCGCGGUCUCUGGCUAAGGGAUCUUCUAAUGGCAGAGGAAGACCACCUGUUACCUUGAUAAGCGGACCAUACAGGCCUGAAAUCCUUUCUCCUGCACACGAACUAUCUACCAUAGUUGAGUUUGAUACACCAGAAACAGUCAACAAAAGUCAGCUUAGCACUAGAAGUCCCUCAAAUAGGGCUCGGAGAAAGUUGUCUGCCGGAGGGCCAGGUCCAUCGGAGAUUUCAUCGCCAACGAAAAAGUCAGAUGCAAGAGAACCUAAAAACAAGCCGUCGGUACAUGUGGCUCCUCUGCCGGCUCACCGAUCGCCCCAAUUAAAUGUGUCAAAUAAGUCCAGCGACAAGUCACCCAGACAGUCUGUAGAAAAAUGUAGCAAGGCUUUGGAUAAGAAGAGUUCAAUAAAAGAUGAGGCCAAGAAUAAUUCAUCAUCCGACUCUAUGUGUACUUUGCCAGACGUACACAUCGAACAUUUGCAGCAGAGUCAAGACAACACAGAUGGAAAUUUUGAUUUUCGAGUCAGUCAAAUUUCCGAAUUACAGUCACUUCCUGACGAGAAUAUUGAUCAACUCGUGAUUAGUGAAUUGUACGAGGAAAAUAAAUCUGCUAAGUCUGCAACGCUUUGUUUGCAGAAGUCUAGUUUAGAGAAGCAAAAAGAAGAGGAGAAUGCUCUAAUAGCUUCAUCAAGCUCCGCAAGCUUCUCUGGCAUAUCUGGUGUCUCCGAAAUAACAACCAGUCCUUCAUCGGAUCUUAAUCUGUUUAAAUGUCCCUCUUCUCUUGAAGAGAUGGAGUUGGCUUUCAAAAAGUGGGGUCUUAGCUGGGCUGUCUCGACAUUGAAGAAAACUCGCGAGGCUAGUGCUCUUGGGUCCUCUUCCAGUUCGGAUGUCACUCCUGUUAAUACGGCUACGAGGCUCGUAUCUCCUGUGAAAAAGCAACAAGAAGUUACUGCGCACGAUCUGCCAGAGAUUAGCGACGUUUCAUCGAUAUCAAUAAAGCAUGCGAAUAAGAGCACAGAGAGAUCAGUACUUGUGAAGGGUAGAACAUCAACGCCGAAUCGGUUUUCCAACUCGAAUUCGGAAAGAACCUCAUCGACUCUUGGUAGUUUCUCGUCAGAGCUGAACAUCGUUGUUCAAAAUCAAAGUGCGGACAUGACCAUUCCUAACAUAUCUUUUUCUAAUAAACAAAUUUGAUAAUAAUUAUAAUACGGUAAGGACUAAAAGUUAAAAAAAUCCAUGAGCUCAGUAUUGUGCUAAUGCUGUUUUAUCUUAAGCAUUCAGCUAAGUUUACACAGCGCACAUUAUUGCAGAAAAAAAGCUGUUUGUAUUGUAUUAACUAUUGAUUAUUUUUCUAUUAAUUUAAAUGUGGUUGAAGUAAUUUAAAUGCAUACAGACUGAACUUUUUAUGUUUAAGAGACUAGGUAAAAUUGAUGAUUUUUGUACAAAAUAGUUGUUAUGAGCAUGAUUUGUAAAAAAUCGUUGUACUCGAAAAUAAAUUUUAUACUAUUUUAAAGCA
Nasonia vitripennis (jewel wasp) is the source of this 5690-nucleotide messenger RNA. Its product is annotated as serine-rich adhesin for platelets. The record is from RefSeq and is a predicted model, not a curated record. The coding region runs from base 179 to 5368 and encodes 1729 amino acids. NCBI's taxonomy places the organism in Eukaryota, Metazoa, Arthropoda, Insecta, Hymenoptera, Pteromalidae. The transcript has 10 exons.